Molecule: messenger RNA, 1425 nt
Organism: Rotaria sp. Silwood1
Lineage: Eukaryota; Metazoa; Rotifera; Eurotatoria; Philodinida; Philodinidae
Source: the annotation of a GenBank genome assembly
AUGGCAACAAAUACAGUAUUUUCAAAUGACGGAACUCAACCAAAAUUGAGCAUUUCAUUUAUUAAAUCACAAAAAGGAAAAAAUUUAUUAGUAGCAAAUGAAUAUACUUUCAAACUAAACAAAACAACAACUACAACUAAAUAUUGGAAGUGUAUAUACAAUGGAUGCUCUUCUAAAAUUCAUACAAAUUUGAAUGAUAAAUUACUUAAAACAAUUGAUGAUCAUAGUCAUCCUUCAGAAAAAGAAGAUAUUCAAGUUCGUGAAUUUCGUGAAAAAGUAAAACAACGAGCAAUAAAUGAAACAACGCCCAUUCCACGUAUUUAUGAUGAAGAAUGUGAAAAAGCAUUGUUAGCAAAUGCAACAAUAGCUAUAUUACCAAGUGAACGUGAAAUGAAUAAUGGAAUAAAUAAAGCUCGUCGUGCAAUAACACCUAUCAUUCCAACAACACAGCUAUUUGAUAUCCCUGAACCUUUUGCAAAAACAUUGCGAAAUAAUGAUUUUUUAAUUGUUGAUAAAAUGAUUACAAGACGACAACGAAUAAUUCUAUUUGCAUCAAAUGAUCAACUGAAACUGUUAUUUAAUUCUGAUAAAAUAUUGAUGGAUGGAACAUUUUCAACUUGUCCUAAAAUGUUUGAUCAAGUAUAUACAAUUCAUGCCAUUAAAUAUGAUCAAUCAUUUCCUUGCGUAUUCGGUUUAUUACCUAAUCGAUUCAAAAGUACAUAUCAUUUUAUGUUUCAAGAGUUAAAAUCAACAGCUACACAGAUGCAAUUGAACUUUACGCCAAAAUCGAUAAUGACAGAUUUUGAACCUGGUCUUAUAAGUGUAAUUGCAGCUGAAUUUUCUGGAGCAACACAUUCAUCCUGUUACUUUCACUUUACUCAAGCUGUCUAUCGAGCUGUACAACGUGUUGGAUUAUCUACAAGUUAUAAUAACGACGAUGAUGUUAAACAUUUUUGUCGAAAAUUAAUGGCUCUACCUUUACUUCCUGAACCUAUUAUUGAAGAUACUUAUGAUGAUUUAUUAGCUGCAACACCUACAGAAUUAAAAAAAAAACUUGAUGAUUUGUUAGAAUAUUUUCAGGCACAAUGGUUUACGAAAGUUCCAAUAUCUCAAUGGUGUGUACAUGGUCUUAGUUUAAGAACAAAUAAUAAUGCAGAAGCAUUUCACAGUCGCUUUAAUCGACGAGUUCAAAUUAAUCAUCCAAACAUUUGGUCGUUCAUAAAGUUUCUACAAGGAGAAGAAAAUCGUUUUCACCACUUAAGUAUUCAAUUUCAUGCAGGUUUAGGAACACGACCUAAGCAAAUCAAAACAAUUGCCAUUCAACGUCGUAUCGAUAAUCUUAGUGAACGAUACUAUGAUGGCGUUAUAAAUGCUAUGGAAUACUUAGAUGGCUUAUCAUUCAUCGUUGCAAAACGAAAAAAAUGA